Aspergillus chevalieri is the source of this 1896-nucleotide messenger RNA. It is a transcript of the gene npl4, whose product is annotated as nuclear protein localization protein 4. Gene Ontology annotation, biological process: ubiquitin-dependent protein catabolic process. The record is from RefSeq and is a predicted model, not a curated record. Gene Ontology annotation, cellular component: nucleus. The transcript is spliced from 4 exons. Lineage: Eukaryota; Fungi; Ascomycota; Eurotiomycetes; Eurotiales; Aspergillaceae. The coding region runs from base 1 to 1896 and encodes 631 amino acids. Gene Ontology annotation, molecular function: ubiquitin binding; ubiquitin protein ligase binding.
AUGGCCUCUAGGCCGAUCAUCCUCAGAUUCGAAAGCCGCAACGGCCAGUUCCGGUUGAACGUCACCCCAGACGAGCUGUUCCCAUCAUUACAGCAAAAAAUUCUCGAAAAACUACCCCAAGAUGUCGAAUCUUCAUCGAUUGCCCUUUCCAACAAACCGAUCGGAACCGGUGGCGAUGAGAGGUUAUUGAAUACUUUGGAUGGCGUCUCUAUUGGGCAGGUUGGCCUCAAACAUGGAGACAAGCUUUUCCUUGGUUAUACAGACAAGUCUUCACAGCAGGGAAAUGGCCAGACCGAUAGUACUCAGCGUCUAAAUGGCGCCCCUCUUACACAGGACGAAACGAUCAGUAUCCGCCCGCAAGCGAUCAAGAACCCGUGGGAAGUCGUCAAACAAUCGCCGCUCGAUAACAACUUAGACAAGAAGGAUGGAAAGAUUUCUCGCAAUCGGGAUACGAAAAUGUGCAGGCACGGUCCUAAAGGCAUGUGCGACUACUGCAUGCCUCUCGAACCAUACGAUCCCAAAUACCUCUCCGAAAAGAAGAUCAAGCACCUGUCAUUCCACUCAUACCUGCGCAAAAUCAACGCUGCCGCCAACAAACCCGAAUCCGGGAGCUCCUAUAUGCCGCCUCUUAACGAACCGUUCUACCGUGUAAGACGAGACUGUCCGUCCGGUCACCCGCAGUGGCCUGAAGGAAUUUGCACGAAGUGUCAGCCGAGCGCGAUCAGUUUGCAGCCUCAGGAAUUCCGGAUGGUCGACCAUGUGGAGUUUGCUACACCGGAUUUGAUUAACAAACUUUUGGACUUCUGGCGGAAUUCGGGGGCUCAGCGGUUGGGUUUCCUCUACGGUACCUACGAGGAGUACACAGAAGUUCCGCUUGGGGUUAAGGCAGUGGUACAAGCCAUCUAUGAGCCGCCUCAGGUGAACGAGCUUGACGGUGUGACAAUUCAGGAAUGGGAAGAUGAGAAGGAUGUGGAUGAGGUUGCGCGUAUGUGUGGUCUUGAAAAGGUCGGAGUUAUCUUCACCGAUUUGUUGGAUGCUGGCCAAGGAGAUGGAUCUGUGGUCUGUAAGCGCCAUGUCGACUCCUACUUCCUCUCGUCCCUGGAAAUUGCGUUUGCUUCCCGGCUGCAGGCUCAAUAUCCAAAACCAACGAAAUGGAGCCGGACUGGCCGCUUCGGUUCAAAUUUCGUGACCUGUGUUCUCAGCGGUGAUGACCAGGGUGCCAUUACGAUUAGUUCCUACCAGGCUUCGGUCUCGGCGGUCGAAAUGGUGCGAGCAGAUAUCAUCGAACCCUCCGCAGAACCCUCCGUCAUGCUCGUGCAGUCAGAAGACGACAACCCCGACAACAAGGCACGAUACAUCCCCGAGGUUUUCUACCGACAGAUUAACGAGUACGGCGUCAGCGCUCAGCAGAACGCAAAACCAGCUUUCCCAGUGGAUUUCCUUUUAGUCACCCUAACGCACGGUUUUCCAACAGCACCAUCGCCCCUCUUCAUCGAAAGUACUUUUCCCGUCGAGAAUCGCGCUCUUGUUGGCGAGAGCCAGGAGUUGAGCCACAUUGCCAAAAAGCUCGCUUCGAGCGGUGAUCCCGAUAAAGUGAUUCAGGCUGUAUCUGACUUCCAUCUUCUAUGCUUCCUCCAUUCUUUGUCCACAUUUAGCAAGGACGAAGAAGCCCUCCUCUGCCGCGUCGCCACAUCCCAUUCGCCCUCGGAGGGCCUCCAACUGAUCAACACCCCAGGAUGGGCGACUUUGGUUACAAUCCUUCAGGAAAGUGGUGAGCGCCCCCCUAAGCGGCCCCGGUCACCUCCUCGCCCAUUCCCACCUUCUAUCAGGCCCCAGUCACCAAAGUCAGAAAGCGAACAGCUUGCUAAGAGGUUCAAGGGAGCUAGCCUAGAGUGA